CCCCGCCUAGGACCCUGCACUCCCACCAGGAAGGCCCUCAGAGGCUGCAGCUGUUGGGAUGGCGCACUGCUGUGAUUGUCCUCUGCGGCUGGAGAAGAGUUUCAUCUUGGAUGGGGUGGCCGUGAGCACCAUGGCCCGCACCUAUGAGCGCUUGAGGCCCAAGCUCUGGUCGGCGAUUCCGCCCUACAACGCACAGCAGGACCACCACGCCCGCCGGUAUUUCCAGAGCCACGUGGUUCCGCCCGUUUUGCGGAAAACUGAGCAGGAUCACUGCGGCACAGGAAGAGACGGCUGGAUAGUGGAUUAUUUCCACAUCUUCGGGCAAGGACAGAGAUACCUCAACAGGAGAAACUGGGCAGGGGCAGGGCAUUCCCUCCAGCAGGUGACGGGGCAUGACCACUACAAUGCUGAUCUGAAAGUGAUCCAGGGGUUCAAUGGCCGGUUUGGCUAUCGCCGGAACACCCCAGCCCUCCGCCAGCGCCCGUCUGUCUUUGGAGAGGUCACCCAGUUCCCUCUCUUCUAACAGCAUCUCUUCCCUUCACAAUUCUCCACCUGAAUAUCUAAGACAGACGUUUAGAUGAGCUCUCAAUGUUUCUUUAUAUAAAAUAUUUUUUACUUGUG
Messenger RNA from Equus caballus (horse), 621 nucleotides. It is a transcript of the gene SPMAP1, whose product is annotated as sperm microtubule associated protein 1. The record is from RefSeq and is a predicted model, not a curated record. Lineage: Eukaryota; Metazoa; Chordata; Mammalia; Perissodactyla; Equidae.